CUUGAGACAUCCGCAAAGAAUUCAUUUGAAGUUAGAGUUCGGAAAGAAGAGGAAGUAUCGGAAAUAGAAAUGGGAAUCUACAUUCCCAUUGCAAUUUUUAUCAUUUGCUUAGGCAACAUUCCGAAAAUCGAGGCAAUUGAUGAAAUUAUAGAUUGUUCCAAUGAAGAGUUGGUCACCUCGGUGUUUAAUGAACCCAUAGAUCUAUCUUUAAAUGGCACCAUUAAAAUCUAUGAAAAUGUCGUAAUAAAUGGAAUUCUGUCAACCUCAAACAAUGAGUUUGAGGUGAAGUAUAUUGAUGCUCGUUUGGAUAAUACCACUUCUAGUAAUACCACCACCAUUGCGGGCAAUGGAACUCAAAAUUUGAUUAUAUUCACCACCGAACAUUUCCAAAACUAUGCCAAGGAACAGACCUCAGCAAGAAUUUCAUUGAAAAUAAAUUUGGAUUGUGGUUCGGGAAAGGAGAGAAUUUUGGUGUUCUUUCAACCUUUCAAAGAGGGCAACUAUUAUAGCCCACUGUUCUCUCAAUCCCAGUAUGUGCUCUUCAUGCCCACACCCAUAUUUUCUGGUUUCGAGCUGACAACACUUUUGGAAAUCUCUGCCAAAGAUGACGAUCUGACACACAAUCAAAUCAAUUUUACAUCGACGUCGUCGUCCCAAUAUCACAUCUCAGUUGGUACGAAAAAUGUCACCAGCGCUGAUAAGAAGACCUAUUUUGCCAAUGUCACAUUGGAGCGUAUCUAUUUGGAGUUGCCGCAGCAAAUUGAAUUUGUAAUUACAGCAACUGACAAUGGCGAACCACCGCGCAGUUCCAAUGCCACGGUCAUUGUACGUUCUGACCCUCUCAAACGUUUGCCAAUAAAACCCCGUUUUACCCAACAGCUGUAUAAGGGAAGUAUUGGUUUAGAUUUUUCCAUGAAACCUAUACGACUGGAACUUACGAAUGGAUCCUAUUCACCCGAAGUGGCCUAUUCUCUAUUUGGCAAUCAAACGGAAGGAUUUGAAUUUGUCGACAAUAAAGAUGGCAGCGUACAAAUUGAAUGGAAUGCUGAUCUGUUUGAUCCGGCAUUUAUAAUUCAACACAAAAAAUGGGAGCUGCAGCUGAAGGCGGAGCAUUCACAAAUAGCUGAAUUUAGUGUGGCCACAAUUGUAGUUGAGUUGGUCGAUUUGCAGGCUUUUUUCCACUUCAUGAGCACUUACUAUGACGGCCGCAUUGACGAACAAGGAAACCUGGAACUGAUGCCCAUAAUAUUCUAUCCCGUUAUGUAUAAACAGGAUAUGACAUUUUCUCUGCUAGAAAAUCCUCAAAAUAUGUUUAGCGUUUCAAAUAUGAUGUUUCAAGUUCACAUUAGAACUCAGCCGAAUUUUACUCUCGACGCCUUUGGAUCAGAUGCCUAUAUUAAGUUGACUUUAAAAGCUUCCUGGAAAGAAUUAGCGGCCAUCACCUACAUUGUUUUGGAAUUGCCAAAGAAGCCAGAGAACACAAGCAGCAACAACGUUGAACAACAGAUGUUUAAAUUUCAAAAACCACUUUAUUCGGGCAAUUUAACGGCCGAUCAUAAAUUGGAAUUGGAAAUUAUUCGUUUGCAAACAGAUGGCACACAUGCCAAUGCCAAUACCACAUCACAUUUAAGAGAGUUUAAUAUAAGCGGUGAAGCGAGUCAUUUGUUUCGCCUUCUGAUCGUCAACGAUAGCCAAGUUCAGCUUCAAUUAAAGGCAACGGAAAUCGAUAAAGAUAUCCAAUUUAAAUCGCCCAUAAUUUUAUUAUUGGAAGCCAAAGAGGGAAAUCGUAGUGCGCAUGCCACAAUUGUUAUUCAGAAGCCGGCAACGACAAGUGCUAAUGUAACAACUGUCUUUAUCAGCCACUCUCUUGUGGGCAAGCUACGUUUGGUUAAUGACACCCAAAUUUUGGCAAUGGAUGCCAUUGAUCUGAAACCUUUGGAAAAUUUGGGAAAUUAUGACUUUUCAUUGGAAGGAGAUGUUGCUGAGAAUUUUGAACUGAAACAGAACCUCUCGUCACAGCAACUUGAUGUGGUCUUGAAACAUCCAAUUCUGGAAAUGAUUUUGGAAGAAAGAAGUAUUUUAAUGUUGAAUGUGAAUGCCAAGCUGAAGGGGUCGUCGUCAAGUGUAGCUGAUGUUCUAAUGAUUUUCAUAGAACUCCCCAAAAAAGAAUGUCCUGCCCCAAUAAAGCCCGAACUAAAUCCGCCAUCCUUUUCAAGUACCAAUUAUGUGUUCACCACGUUUACAAACACAACUGGUUCCCUGGGUGCUGUGAGAGCUUACAGUGAGAGUAAUAAUGCCAUGUUCCAUUACAUGUUAGAGGUUGGCAAUGAGACCUUAGCCCAGCGGUUAUCUAUUGAGCCAUUUUCCGGUGAAUUGAUGUUGUACGGCAGCCUGGAAGUUGGUAACUAUUUGUUCAAUGUUAGUGCAGAAAAUUUGGAAACUCAUGAAUGGGCCAGAACCCAGGCUGUAUUGAAAGUCAGUGAAAAGGAACAGUGCAAAAUCUACGAGGGUGUAACGGUGGAGAAAACCUUGGUGAUUAAACAUGUUGAUGAGGAGAGACGCUACUAUGGUUUAUGGGAUAUGCGAUUUAAUGAGAAUUGUACAUUUUACAUUGCCGAUAUUUGGCCAAAGGAAAAAGAAUAUCUCUAUGUCAAUGAGUCCACAAACAAAUUGGAUCUCUUGGCUGUGGACAGAGAGGAUGCCAUGUUCCGGAACAUGUCCGAUGCCCAGAUAAUUGUGCAACUAAAACUUAUUUGUGGCGCCCAACCAAAUCCAAAUCCGUUACCUUUGAAUCACACACGAUCAGCACGAACUUUAGAACCCCUGGAACACAUUUAUAGCCAAGACAUAUCUUACUCACCCGAUACAAUGUGGUUACAUCUGCUAAUAGAUGACAUCAAUGACAAUGCACCACAAUUUAAAUAUAAAUAUUCACGCGAUUAUCUUGGUUAUCCGGCCAGUAAAGUACCACUUGACGUAUAUCCUGAGUAUCUGAUCAAAAUUGAAGCCACCGAUUUGGAUUUGAAUUUAAAUGGCAAAAUACGUUAUAGUAUGCGUAACAAUUUGUAUUUUGAUAUUGAACCAGAGACGGGUAUAAUCUAUCCCAAGGGGAUGUUAUUGCAGCCGCAACAACAAACCGAGCUCAUUAUAUUGGCAACAGAUCAAGAUGGUCAAGGUUUGGUGUCAGGUACGGUGAUAGUGGUCAAGGGUCUUUCCCCAGACUUCUGUACUCUCAUUACGCUGCGAGGGAAUUCUAGCAAAAGCUUGUCUGAAAUCUCCAAAGAAUUGCGUGAAAAAACUGGUUAUGCGGUAAGGAUCAUUAAAAUGUCCUAUGUACCUCAGAUGCAAAUGAGAGCUGAUACGGAUGGCUUGAUUUGUAAGGCAUGGAUUUAUGCCUACCGAGAUCAGCAGUUGGUUGAAACCAAAGAACUGCAGGAAAAAAUCCUUGUGAAAUCUCCUGAGGCUAGCAUUGUUAAUGUUGAAUCCUAUGACGAGGCGGCCCAACAGUUUUCGGCUCCACCGAAGUCUAGCUCCAAUCUUGGCUAUAUUAUUGCUGUUUCAAUUCUGUCAUUGGUCAGUGGAUUAUCAAUAGCCUUCAUAAUUUGGCAAUAUUACUACAACGGACAACAAAUGCCCUUCUUCAAUUGCAACACAAAGGCCACAUCAAGUGAUCAUCAUCGUUCUAAUAAUGGUGGCGGUGGUUGUCACGCUCAAGAAUGUUCCCAUGGCAGGGACAAUGGCAGUGAAUGCACCGCAUGUAGCAACAAUUAUUCUGCAACAGCUCCGUCUCAUCAUGUCAAGUUCAGUAAUCUCGUUGACAAUGAUAACACAUAGGAGUGUGACAGAUGGGCGAUGAUAUAUGUAGGUGUGUAGUAUUCAUGGUUUUAAAUUUUUCUCACUUGUCAAGUUAUAUACAAAUAUGUGACAAAUUACUUUUAUAAAAAAUUUCUAAAUUAAAUAAAAAAAAUAUUGUAAAUUUUGUACAACAAAUUUAUA
Messenger RNA from Musca domestica (house fly), 3996 nucleotides. RefSeq lists its product as uncharacterized. Gene Ontology annotation, biological process: homophilic cell-cell adhesion. The record is from RefSeq and is a predicted model, not a curated record. The transcript has 11 exons. NCBI's taxonomy places the organism in Eukaryota, Metazoa, Arthropoda, Insecta, Diptera, Muscidae. Gene Ontology annotation, molecular function: calcium ion binding. Gene Ontology annotation, cellular component: plasma membrane. The coding region runs from base 70 to 3834 and encodes 1254 amino acids.